UCCGUUUUCUCGUGUACUGUCUCUGUAAGAAUUAUUUAUUUUUGUCAAACUUUAAUCGUUAAAUGUUAAUUAUUAUUUUGUUAUUACAAUUAAACUUAAUACAAUAAAUACUAUUUAAACAUACAGUUUAUAUUGAUAGCGUUAAUCCAUCAAAUUUUGUAUUUUAUACAUAAGAUAUCACUAUACUAUUUAUUUGUUGAAAUUUAAUCUAAGAUUUCAAAAUGUGGGGCACCGGUGCAACGCAAGAUGAAGGUGGUUUCAACACCACAAUAAAUACGCAAAGUCCGGCCACCGGAUCUGGAGGAGAGUCGAAGCAAAUGAGUGUUAUUCCUGUAGCUAUUCGUCAAUUAUUAGAAAACAAUGAUGAAAACAAGAACGUCCAUGUUGUAGUUAUUGGUAUUAUUAAACAAGUGGAAACGCAAACACUGAAAAAUAUGUUUACAAUUGAAGACUGUACCGGCCGUUUGUUGUGCAUCCAAUGGGGCGACGAAAACGAAUUAGCUAGGUAUCCAAAAUUGAUUGAAAACACAUAUUUUAAAGUAGUUGGCAAUAAAAGAAUACAAAACGAUAAAGUUACAUUACUUUGUCACUGCGUACGUCCUUUGGACAGUCUCAACGAACUUACAUUUCAUUUGUUGAGCAUCAUUGCUUUGCCUUUACAAAAUGAAGAACUUAAUAUGACUCAGAUGAACAAUCCUGUUGGAAAUAUAAACAACAAAGAAUUAAAUUUCUCAAUAAAUGGAGAUAAUACUGGUGAUGCCUUUGGAUCGUCUAGUAACAGUUUGUCUUUGAACCCGAAACAGCUGAAGAUAUAUACAGUACUAAAACAGUGUCCAGAUGAAGCCGGUUAUACGUCAUCUGACAUACAAAAGAUACUUCCUGAAAAAAUAGCUUUGCCUGAGAUUGAAAAAAUUUUAGCGUUUUUCAUCGAGGAAGGUCAUAUUUUCUCUACCAUUGAUGAAAAUCAUUAUAAAGUCACUGAUUUUGGCAAUUGAACCUCAUUAUUAUUAUCUAUCCUAAUUAAGUUUUUAAAUGUCGCUGAUUUAUUUCUAUCUAUUUAUUAAUUAUAAUAAGCAUUCAUCAAGUUAAUAAAUAAAAAAAAAUAUGUUUUCCAAUUUUUAA
Messenger RNA from Adelges cooleyi (spruce gall adelgid), 1122 nucleotides. It is a transcript of the gene RPA2, whose product is annotated as replication protein A 32 kDa subunit-B. Lineage: Eukaryota; Metazoa; Arthropoda; Insecta; Hemiptera; Adelgidae. Gene Ontology annotation, biological process: DNA replication; nucleotide-excision repair; double-strand break repair via homologous recombination. The coding region runs from base 222 to 995 and encodes 257 amino acids. The transcript is spliced from 4 exons. The record is from RefSeq and is a predicted model, not a curated record. Gene Ontology annotation, cellular component: DNA replication factor A complex; chromosome, telomeric region; site of double-strand break.